GGGGCUGUAAACUUGUUCAUCCUAAUACAAACUAUUGUUUUUUGGAACUUUAUUAGGCAAAAGCUCUCGGGAAAAUCAAAUAUUCACCAAGAAAAAUUUGCCGAACAAAAUGGCCCACCGAACACUGCCAUUUUCAUCCUGUCUGAUUAUUUUGACCAUUUUAUUAGCUUCCAAAAUUGUCGCGGACGCCAAGAGCGGAUGCGCAAGUUUUGGCCAUUCUUGUUUCGGUGGGAUGGGUAAAAGGGGUUCCUACGAUGCCAAUCCGCAAAUGCACCAGGAUGAUAGCAUACUUAAUGUUGGAAACGAAAAUGGCAUGCCUAUCAAAUUGGUUUUAAACAACAAACUUACCGCUUCAGAUUUAACGCGGUAUAUUAUUAACCAGUGGGUUACAAACUAUCUACGAGAAAGAGAUGAUUUUAACGAAAAAAAAUGAACUCUGUGCCAAGACUCGACCCAUAGAUAAUGAAAUGAAUCUUUAACUAAAAUUAUGUAAAACCUAUCUGAAAAAUAUCCAUUGCAAUUAAAAA
This is a messenger RNA of Cylas formicarius (sweet potato weevil), 527 nucleotides long. It is a transcript of the gene CCHa2, whose product is annotated as neuropeptide CCHamide-2. The transcript is spliced from 4 exons. The coding region runs from base 110 to 433 and encodes 107 amino acids. The record is from RefSeq and is a predicted model, not a curated record. NCBI's taxonomy places the organism in Eukaryota, Metazoa, Arthropoda, Insecta, Coleoptera, Brentidae.